CGGGACUUGGGCUGUGGAGUCUGGCCUAGCACAGCUCCCACCCAGCUUUCUAGGGACAUUGGGCUCACGGGGACUCAACGGGACUUGGGCCGUGGACUUUCUAGGGACAUCGGGCUCACGGAGACUCAAUGGGUAGCGAUGGCUCAAGCACUCAGGGGCAUCACAGGUAGCUAUACUCCAGGCACGCCAUGGGGCGGUUCAAGUAAGGGUAGUCUGGGAGUGUAAUAGGGGCAGUUCGUGACCCGGGUGGUCUGUGCACACAACAGGGGCAGUUCAGGACAUGGGUGGUCGGUGCGCACAACAGGGAAAGCUCAGGACACGGGGUGGUUGGUGCGCACAACAGGGACAGUUCAGG
Staurois parvus is the source of this 355-nucleotide messenger RNA. Lineage: Eukaryota; Metazoa; Chordata; Amphibia; Anura; Ranidae. The record is from the annotation of a GenBank genome assembly.